Eublepharis macularius is the source of this 1937-nucleotide messenger RNA. It is a transcript of the gene PYGO1, whose product is annotated as pygopus family PHD finger 1. The record is from RefSeq and is a predicted model, not a curated record. Lineage: Eukaryota; Metazoa; Chordata; Lepidosauria; Squamata; Eublepharidae. The transcript is spliced from 3 exons. Bases 27 to 1280 code for a protein of 417 amino acids.
GGGCGGGGAGCGAUGGUGCGCCGGCGAUGUCCGCGGAACACGAGAAGGAGCCCGCCGCGGCCCUCAAGAGAGCCCGAGGUGGUGAUGGUGGAUUGGAAGGAUUAGGCGGCCCGGGAGUGCAGCUGGCAAGCCCCGAGAAGAAGAAGCGCAAGUCAACGGCUCAGGGCUCCUGCUUCCCCCCGCCCUCGGAAUACGCUCCACCACCGAAUCCCAGCUCGGAUCACCUGGUAGCAGCCAAUCCAUUUGACGAUAACUACAACACGAUUUGCUACAAACCGCUGCCGGUGGGAAGCCCUUCUUUUGCCAAUCCCAACUACCCUGGCUUUGGCGGCUACAACGCUUUCAGAAUGCCACCCCAUCUGCUCCCCAGAAUGUCCUCGCCAUACGGUGCUUCUUACGCGCUCAGAAACCAGCCCCACCCGUUUCCCCAGAACCCGGUAGGGAUGGUCUUCAGCCGGCCUCAGGCGAUUAACUUUGGGCCACCUGAAAAUGCAGGUUUUGGAAACCAGCCGCCCUACAGCACCAACGUGACUCCAAACACCGCCAUGCCCAGUCCACACUUCAGACCGCCGAACCCUGGGGAAAACUUCGGUCACGUCCCUCCCCAGAAUAACACCCAGAUGCCACACCAUGAAAUUCCACUGCAUUUUGGACCCGGCAAUAAUCCAAAUUUCAACAAUUCCCAAAUGGAAUCAAACCAUCCCUACGUCCCACUGCCAAACCACUAUAGCCAGAACAAGCCUUUGCAGAAGCCGGGUGCAAAUAAGCACAGCACGCCUCCCGCCCAGCACCUCCAGCACAGCACAGACGACGGGGGGAGCUCGGGGAAUGUGGACCUGAAACCUGCAACCCGGCACGUGCCAGCAGGCCCAGAGAGCCACCCGCCUAAGGCUGUGGAAGCCUUGAACAGCAGCCGUGCCAAUGGAACCCCGAGCAAGCCUCAUUUGCCGCGUGGGGCUGCAGAAGGAGGCGGGACAGAGAAGGGCAGCCAGCUUGCUUUGCGCUCCGGCCAGCACAGCCACCCCCCCUCGGAACCCGUCUAUCCCUGUGGGAUUUGCACACACGAGGUGAAUGACGACCAGGACGCCAUCUUGUGCGAAGCUUCCUGCCAAAAGUGGUUUCAUCGGAUCUGCACAGGAAUGACUGAGUCGGCCUAUGGGUUGCUCACGGCAGAAGCGUCCGCAGUCUGGGGCUGUGACACUUGCAUGGCCGACAAGGAUGUGCAGCUGAUGCGCAGCAGGGAGACUGGAGGGCCGCCCGCCUCGAGCACCGAUGCGUGACAGCCGGAUGUCGAGGGGGAGAGGCGGUCCCUUGCAGAGAGGAGAGCGGUCAUUCGUCAGCUCCCUUUCCAGGGGAGGGCAGUUCUGCUCGCUUUCUCUUCUCCGGCUGGGCUCUUUUCUCCCUGCCCGUGUUUUCAUCAGGAGAACUCCAAGGCAAUCUUUUAGUUAUUCCUUAUGGUGCCACAAGACUCCUGUUGUGUUUUUUAAAAUGCUGGCUCUAAAACGAAGACUCUUGAUUGAUUGCGGGGUCCUGGUUUUAUGCACAUGGAACGCGUUGCUAGAAAUGGAUAAGAUAUGACCUCCUGGCCGCUGUGGAGCCUGGCAGGGGCCUGUCUGGGGCCCCUGGAUUUUAGCCCCCUCGGAGGAGUGUUUGCAGCCGUGGCCCCGUUGGCGUUAGUUCUGUCCUCUGUUAUGAAGGGUUCUUUUUUAACGUUUUGGAGGAUCUGAGGCUGAGAGAAAAACGAAGCAAUAUUUAUUUUAAAACAGUCACCAGGAAUGUCCAGUUACUUGUCUACUAGCUGAAGCUGUCAAGUGCUAUGAACCUUGCGUAGUGUUAGGUGUAGUCCAAACUUCCGUCUUUUUCCAGUGUUUGUUCCAGAACAUAAGAUUAGUGGGCCAUGAAGGGUCGUCACAAUAAAUGUGUCAGUUUUUGGUUAA